GUGGAUUCUGAUUUCGCUCUCCGGUGCCUAGCUAGCUACCCCUGGAUAGUUGCGUCGGGGUUCAUCCUCCACGGUGUGUAUAUUAUGCGGGCUCUAUCCUGGUCUCUGCGUUCUGAUUCCACAAAGCUCCCAAGAUUCUUGAGUAACGCAAUCUUCGAUACUCUAUUUUUUUUUUUUUUUUUUCAAAUAUUCCAGCAUCCAUCCCGGGAAUGUCUUCUUCUUCUUCUUCUAUUCUUCCUGACCCUCCCCAAGAGACCGAGUCUACGAAAGGCCAGCUCCUCUGCAUUACUAUCCUGGGAUACCGUAAGCCCGGGAUGAGCGAAGAGGCCUACAGACGCCAUAUGACGGAGAUUUCCGCGCCGCUCACGCAGGACCUGAUGGUCAAGUAUGGGAUUCUCCGCUGGACGCAGAUCCACAAUCCAACUUCUACGCGCCAGCUCAUGUACCAAAUCAUGGACCCGCAGAUGGCCAACCUUGCCGACUACGACUGCUUCAGCCAGGUUGUGUUCCGUAGCAUAGAGGAUUACAAGAAGAUCAAGGAGGAUCCCUACUACCAGCAGCAUUUGGUUGGGGACCAUGAGCGGUUUGCAGACACCAAGCGGAGCCAGGUGACCAUUGGAUGGAUCUCGCAGUUUAUUGACCGCGGUGUUGUGGUGGACGGGUUCAACGAGGGGUUUGAUAUCCACAGUCUGUUUAGUGUUGUGUCCCUUCAGCCUUGUUCUAGUCCGAUGGCUUCUCCGUCCUCUCCCCUGGUCGCCAUGGCCAUGAUCUCGGGGUCCUUUUUAUCAGGCGCAAUGACAGCCCUCUCCGCCAUGGCUGUCCCAGUGCUCCUCGACACCACCACGCACCCGCCCCAGCUCUUCCACCAAUGGGUGCGCAUGUUCCACUACGGCCAUCUCACCCUGCCCACCCUAAGCGUCGCCACCUCCCUUCUCUACGGGUAUAUCGCGGCGAGCCGGAAAGCCUGCAAGAAGCCCUGGAGAACAGCGGCGCUCGCGGGAAUCGCCACGGUCAUGAUGGUUCCGUUCACCUGGGUCUUCAUGAGCCCGACGAAUAGCUUGCUGUUUCAGCUGGAGGCUGCGAGCAGGACAAUGCCGGAUGUGGCGACGGUGGAAGAGGCAAGGAGGUUGGUGGUGAAAUGGAGCUGGAUGCAUUUAGCCCGGUCGGUUUUUCCUCUUGCGGGGGCGGCGCUGAAUAUUGGACAUUAG
Messenger RNA from Aspergillus ochraceoroseus IBT 24754, 1208 nucleotides. RefSeq lists its product as uncharacterized. The transcript is spliced from 5 exons. Gene Ontology annotation, molecular function: oxidoreductase activity. Lineage: Eukaryota; Fungi; Ascomycota; Eurotiomycetes; Eurotiales; Aspergillaceae. The coding region runs from base 210 to 1208 and encodes 332 amino acids. The record is from RefSeq and is a predicted model, not a curated record.